CCAGAUCCCCGCCCAAGGGGGGGACCGGGCGCCCUAGAGGGUGGGGGCCGGGCGGGGCCAAGGCGGGGCCAUGCUCUCCCUCAGUCUCCGUUCCUGGCUUUCAGCACCUGCCGCUGUCCGGUACCGCCGCUGCCGCCGGCCCUUCCAGCAGUUAAUGAUGUCCCAAGUCAAGCAAGUGGGUCUGUUGGCUGCUGGGUGUCAGCCUUGGAACAAAGAUGUCUGUGCAGCCAGCGGAGACAGAUUUGCUUACUGUGCCACUCUGGCCAUCUACAUUUAUCAGCUGGAUCAUCAGUACAAUGAAUUCAAAUUGCAUGCAAUUAUGUCUGAACAUAAAAAGACAAUCACUGCAAUUUCUUGGUGUCCCCACAACCCUGACAUCUUUGUGAGUGGCAGUGCAGACCACAUAGUGAUCAUUUGGAAUGUGGCUGAACAAAAAGUUGUUGCAAAACUUGACAAUAUAAAAGGAAUUCCUGCUUCUGUUAGCUGGUGCUGGAAUGCUGGAGAUACUGUGGCAUUUGUUUCUCACAGAGGCCCACUGAAUAUUUGGACUAUUUCAGGACCAGAUAUGGGUGUGAAUGUACACAAAGAAGCCCAUGGCUUCUUGUCUGAUAUUUGUCUCUUUAGAUGGCAUCCCCAAAAACAAGGAAAAGUUGUAUUUGGACAUUCUGAUGGAAGCCUUUCAAUUUUUCAGCCAGGUUCUAAGAAUCAGAAACAUGUUCUGAGACCUGAAUCUCUUGAAGGGACCGAUGAAGAGGAUCCUGUUACAGAUCUGGAAUGGGACCCAUUGUCUACUGACUAUCUCCUUGUGGCAAAUUUGCUUAAUGGCAUUCGCCUUGUAGAUUCUGAAUCACUUUCUUGUAUCACAACAUUUAAUUUUCCCACUGCAGCAGUAUCAGUCCAGUGCUUAGCCUGGGUUCCUACUGCCCCUGGGAUGUUUAUAACAGGAGAUUACCAAGUUGGGGUACUAAGAGUUUGGAAUGUUUCAAGGUCAACACCUAUUGAGAACUUUAAAUUGAAGGAAACAGGAUUUCAUGUUUUACAUGUACUUAAUUCUCCCCCAAAGAAAAAAUUUUCAGCUCAUUCUCCAGCCAAAAAUCAUUAUACAUCCUCAACUAGUGAAGCUGUUCCUCCCCCAACUUUGACACAGAAUCAAGCCUUUUCUCUUCCUCCGGGCCAUGCCGUCUGCUGUUUUAUGGAUGGUGGAGUUGGAAUUUAUGAUAUGGGAGCCAAGAAAUGGGAUUUUCUUAGGGAUUUGGGACAUGUGGAAACUAUCUUUGACUGCAAAUUUAAACCCGAUAAUCCUAAUCUUUUAGCAACAGCUUCAUUUGAUGGAACUAUAAAAGUCUGGGAUGUAAAUACACUAACAGCAGUCUACACCUCUCCUGGGAAUGAAGGGGUUAUUUAUUCUGUUUCUUGGGCUCCAGGUAAUUUAAAUUGUAUUGCUGGAGCAACUUCCCGAAAUGGUGGUUUUAUUUGGGAUUUUGAAAGAAGGAAAAUAAUAACCCGAUUCAAUGAGCAUGGAAAAAAUGGAAUAUUCUGCAUUGCCUGGAGUCAUAAAGAUUCCAGAAGAAUAGCCACAUGCAGUGCUGAUGGAUUCUGCAUUAUUCGAACAAUUGAUGGAAACAUUCUCCACAAAUACAAACAUCCUGCUGCAGUUUUUGGUUGUGAUUGGAGCCAAAACAACAAAGACAUGAUAGCUACUGGCUGUGAAGACAAAAAUGUCCGUGUUUAUUACUUAGCCACCAGCUCUGAUCAACCACUGAAAGUGUUUACUGGACAUACUGCAAAGGUGUUUCAUGUAAGAUGGUCUCCCCUGAGAGAAGGAAUACUUUGUAGUGGUUCUGAUGAUGGUACUGUUCGUAUAUGGGAUUAUACACAAGAUACUUGUAUAAAUACACUUACUGGACAUACUGCACCUGUGAGGGGAUUAAUGUGGAACACUGAAAUCCCUUAUCUGCUAAUAUCAGGCAGUUGGGAUAGUACUAUUAGGGUGUGGGAUACGCGAGAAGGAAUCUGUUUGGAUACAGUAUACGACCAUGGUGCAGAUGUAUAUGGGUUAACGUGCCAUCCAAGUCGUCCCUUUACUAUGGCAUCUUGCUCCCGGGAUUCCACAGUGAGACUCUGGUCAUUAAUAGCUUUAAUCACUCCUCUACAAAUAAACAUCCUAGCAGAUAGAUCUUGGGAACAAAUCAUUGGGAACACUGAUCGUGCUAUGGAAUCAGGUGCACCACCUCUCUUGUGUGGGAAAGUAUCAAGAGAUAUUAAACAAGAAGUAGAAAAACUAACAAGUAAUCUUCGAGGGAAAAAACUCAAAUGGUUUUCAGAAUGCUUAUCACCACCAGGAGGCAGCAAAAAUUUAUGGGACCUAGUUGCAGUAAUACAAGGACAAGAUGAUAGCUUACUUCCCCAGGACUACUCCAAAGGAAUUAUGCAUAUGAAACAUCUGGUUAGAUUUAAAACUUCCAAAGCUCAAGAACUAACAAAGGUCAAGAUGUCCAAGUUUGGAGGUGGUAUUGGUACACCUAGUAAGGAUGAACGCCUGAAGGAAGCUGCUGAGAUACACUUGAGAAUAGGGCACAUUCAAAGAUACUGUGAGCUUAUGGUUGAACUUGGAGAGUGGGACAAAGCAUUAUCAGUUGCACCAGGGGUCUCAAUGAAAUAUUGGAAGAAGUUAAUGCAGAGGAGAGCAGAGCAAUUAAUCCUGGAAGUAAAUGAUGAUGUCAUUCCAUAUUGCAUAGCUACUGGGGAUGUGAAAAAGCUACUUAAUUUUUUUACUUCAAGAGGUCAACUUAAAGAAGCCCUACUUAUUGCACAGGCUGCUUGUGAGGGAAAUAUACAGAUUCCACAAGUAUCUAUACAUAAUGAAUCUUCAUAUUCUGAUGCAAAUAACAUGGAUGAUUACAAUGAUCUCUUACAGACAGUCAGUAAAGAACUAGCAGAAUGGUAUUUCCAAGAUGGCCGAGCAGUGUUGGCAGCAUGUUGUUAUCUGGCUAUAGAUAAUAUUGAGCUUGCUAUGGCAUACCUGAUUCGUGGAAAUGAACUUGAAUUGGCUGUCAGUGUGGGCACUGUCUUAGGAGAGAAGGCAGCACCAGCAACCCAUUAUGCCUUACAAUUACUAGCAAGAAAGUGCAUGACAAUUACAACAUGGGAUUUGGCAACAGACCUUCUCUUGAGGAUACCUAAUAAUGAGCUACACUUAGUAAAAAUUUGUGCUUUCUACUCAGGAUGUACUGAAGAGAUAAAUGACCUACAUGAGAAGUGUAAUCUACCCACAAUAGAAGAAUGUGCAGGAUUAGCAGAGACUGCCCUUGCAGAUGGAAAUAUACUUGAAACUAUAAAGUAUUACUUGUUAAGUAAAGAACCUGAAAAAGCCCUUCCUAUUGGUAUUCAGUUCAUCAAACAACAAAUGAGCCAUUCAGACUGGACUGUGGAUACAGUGUAUCCAGUUCUUGACCUUCUGAGUUAUAUCCGCACUGAAAGACUAAUGCUACAUAAAUGUAGUGAACUCCGAAAUGAGUUGCUGAUAUUAUGUGGUUACAUUGGUGCUUUGUUAGCAAUCAGAAGACAAUAUCAGAGCAUCGUGCCAGCCCUUUAUGAGUACACAAGCCAGCUUUUGAAACGGAGGGAUGUGUUAGUGCCUUUGAGAAUUGAACAACUUUCUGAAGAACUGGAUGCCUGGAGAGCUUGCCUACAUUCAGCCAACAAAUCAACAGAAGAACCUCCACAUACCCCUCCUUCUGACUCCCAAAGAAUGAUUUAUGCAAGUUUGCUAAAGAAAAUGAAGGAAGAACCACUCAUAGGUAUCACUGGGCCAGACUCUGUCACUGGAUCAAAUCUUCCAAGUCAUUCAGAUAUCCACAUUUCUUGUUUGACAGGAUUAAAGAUUCAGGGUCCUGUCUUUUUCCUUGAAGAUGGAAAAUCAGCAGUUUCACUGAAUGAUGCUUUGAUGUGGGCAAAGGUGAAUCCAUUCUCCCCCUUAGGGACAGGAAUACGACUUAAUCCAUUCUGAAAGAAGAUUUCUCCUUACUAAAUUGCAUGGGGGGUAGGGAGGGAGGAGUUCCUGCAGGUUAAUAUUACCAUAACCUCAAAUGCUGAAGGACAGAAAAAUAGCAGUUGAUUUUUAUCCUGAGUGGCAAAUGUAUUUGAAUUGUGCAAUUUACACACAUAAGGAAAGGAAAAUGAAAAAUUGAUGAAAAUGAAACAUUCAAGUUAUUUAAAGAAAAAUUAUCACAUUCUUUAUUUAACUGAUAACUUUCCAACUUGGUUGGAAAGAAAAGUUAAUAUUCUUUUUAUAAGGCAGUCAAAAUAUUUAAAUUAUGAAAGACUAUAUGCAAAGAAUGAAAAUCCUUUGCACCUAAGAACAAUACCAAAAUACCAAGUAGUUAAAACAUUGACAUUUAUGUUUCAAAUACAUAAAAAGGCUAAAUAAGCAUUAAGUUCUGACAUUCUAUAGUGGAUUUUAAACUACAUGACUAUCUACAUUUUUGGUUUGUAAAAUGUGUAAUUGUCCCUUUUUAUCUUUGGUUCAUAUUUAAUAAAAUAUUUCUCUUAGAAAUUAGAUGUGUAAAUAAAUGUGUUCAUAGUUCAAUCAAUUCCAUUUUUAAGGUCACAUGAAAAGUUCAUCUAUCUAAUCACAUACACUCAAAUGUAUUUUGAUAUUGACAAAAUAAACUGAUCAAAAUUAUAAAAUUCAAGUAGGUAUCUGAGAAUUUAUAGAAUCUGUGACUCAACUGUUCACUUUUCACCUAGAUAACUUGAAAUUCCAUGGACACAGCAUAAUUUUAUUUUGAUUAACAUUUAAAAUGUAUAUAAUGAAUCUGUCCCUAGUGUGAUCUUACCUAACAAUUUUGAAACAAUGUGGAAGAAAUUCUUAUAAGGAAACUACACAUUUAUUCAAAACAAUUGGAAUACACUAUGUAAAUUUAACUUUUUGCUCUUUUGAAUACACAGACAAUAUUUUAAUUAGAUCAGGUUUCUCUAUAUUUAGCUAUAGAUAAGGUUUUUAAGUUAACACAAAUAGGACAGAUAUUCUGGUUUUGAUUCUUAGCCAAUUAUUUAGGAA
Molecule: messenger RNA, 5062 nt
Organism: Sarcophilus harrisii (Tasmanian devil)
Lineage: Eukaryota; Metazoa; Chordata; Mammalia; Dasyuromorphia; Dasyuridae
Gene: WDR17
Product: WD repeat domain 17
Exons: 29
Coding region: 71-4009 (1312 amino acids)
Molecular function (GO): protein binding
Source: RefSeq, a predicted model, not a curated record